This is a messenger RNA of Micropterus dolomieu (smallmouth bass), 1245 nucleotides long. It is a transcript of the gene nr2e3, whose product is annotated as nuclear receptor subfamily 2, group E, member 3. Lineage: Eukaryota; Metazoa; Chordata; Actinopteri; Centrarchiformes; Centrarchidae. Gene Ontology annotation, biological process: cell differentiation; positive regulation of transcription by RNA polymerase II; negative regulation of transcription by RNA polymerase II. The transcript is spliced from 8 exons. The coding region runs from base 1 to 1245 and encodes 414 amino acids. Gene Ontology annotation, molecular function: RNA polymerase II cis-regulatory region sequence-specific DNA binding; nuclear receptor activity; zinc ion binding. The record is from RefSeq and is a predicted model, not a curated record.
AUGGAGGACCAUGUGACCAAAAUGUUUUCUUCUGACUUUACAGAUGGAACUGAAGCAGAAAAAAGUUCAGUCCCAGGUAAAGCACUUGGCCAUGGCCUGCUUUGUAAGGUGUGUUCUGAUUCAAGCAGUGGUAAACACUAUGGGAUUUAUGCCUGCAACGGCUGCAGUGGCUUCUUCAAGCGCAGUGUGAGACGCAGACUCAUUUACAGGUGUCAGGCUGGAACUGGCAGGUGCCCUGUUGACAAGGCUCAUCGGAACCAGUGCCAAGCUUGUCGACUAAAGAAGUGUCUCCAAGCUGGCAUGAAUAAAGAUGCUGUGCAGAAUGAACGACAGCCUCGAAGCACAGCACACGUCAGUCUAGACUCUAUAUGUGUGGACACUAAAAAGGAGCACCUAGCCACCACACGGGAGCUCACCUCCUCUGCCACCUACUCAUCAGUCAUCUGUAGACCUCUGGUCUCUUCCUCUGUCACCACCUCUGCCACCAUACAGCCCUGCAACAACCCCAACAACAGCCACCGCUUUAUGGUCAGCCUACUCACUGCAGAGACCUGUGCAAAACUGGAGCCUGAGGACGUGGAGGAGAAUAUUGAUGUGACAACCAAUGAUUCAGAGAGAGAUCGGACUCCCUCUGGUAGUCGUAUGUGCCCAUACACAUCCAGCUGUUCAGAGAGUAUCUACGAAACAUCGGCACGACUCCUCUUCAUGUCCGUCAAGUGGGCAAAAAAUUUGCCUGUUUUUGCUCACUUGCCAUUUCGAGACCAGGUGAUUCUCCUUGAAGAAGCUUGGAGUGAGAUGUUCCUCUUGUGUGCCAUCCAGUGGUCCCUCCCCAUGGACAGCUGUCCUCUUCUUUCUCUGCCAGAUCUUUCUCCCACACAGCAGGCCAAUAUCAACCUGCCCACAGCUGACCUGCGCAUCCUGGAAGACGUCUUUAAUCGCUUUAAAGCCCUGGCUGUUGACCCUACUGAGUUUGCCUGCAUGAAAGCCAUUGUACUGUUCAAGCCAGAGACACGCAGCCUCAAAGACCCAGAGCAGGUGGAGAAUCUGCAGGACCAGUCACAGGUGUUGCUAAGUCAGCACAUCCAUUCGGUAUACCCUAGUCAAAGUGCCAGGUUUGGGAGACUUUUACUUCUACUGCCAUCUCUCCACUUUGUGAGCUCUGAGAAAAUAGAACAGCUGUUCUUUCACAGGACCAUUGGCAGCACACCCAUGGAGAAGCUGCUGUGUGACAUGUUCAAAAACUAA